GUGCACGCCGCGGCCGGGCGUCGGUAGUGGGUCCCUAGCUGGCGGGACGGGAAGGGCUGCACCAUGAGCCGUGUGGUGACUAUCGAGGAGCCCCUGGCCAGCCCGCAGCUGCCUCAGACCCGGUGCAGGGAGAAGCCGGGGGCCAGCGGCAGUGUCUCCGCCAAUCGACCGUAUGAUUUUCUGUACGAUCCAUUGUUUAUUGUGUCAAGUGAGAAAGAUCACACACAGGCAAAUAUCCAAGCUAACCUGAUUCGAAACAGACUGAGAAGAGUUCCCAGGUUUAGAACCAUGUUCAGUAACUUGAUCCAUUAUCCAAGGUAUUCUCUGUAUUGGAGCAAGGUUGACCCUGUCCCAGCAUUCAUGCGCCGGGAAUGGAAAGGACAGGAGGAGAAACACAGAGAAGGCCUCUGGCAGCUUGCUAUAACGGAUACAUCUUUCCAGAUGGCUAAAGAGGUUUAUGAAGAUCCUGAUGUGACUGGAAAGAAUCGCUAUAAAUAUUUUGAAAGGCCUUUCCUUCCAUUUCAUCAACAGGUGCCCUUCAAUAUUGUUUUUGCAGCAACCAAGACACAGGCAUAUACUUUUCUCCCUAUUUCUGCUAAAUACCCACCCGUACUUUCGAAGCAUACUGUGGGUACUCAGACUGAUUAUCGGGAUGCUGAAGUUCAAACUGAUCCGUAUUCUCCAGAAUAUGUAGUAUGUCAGGAUUCAAUCCCUGAGCUCUUGACCCUGGCUACUCUUACUUGGGGUCGAGGGCUCCCAGCUGGACAAGCUGAAGUUGAAAUGAUAGAACGUGCCCGGGAGAAACGUGCUUGGGAAGCCACUCUUCCCUGUCUGAGUGACACCUCCCAGUUUGAGAAGAGGAGGAGGAUGAUGAAUGCAAUGGAAAGGAAGGAGUGGGCCUUCAGAGAACAGGAGAUUGAAAAAUUACAGGAGAUUCGUCUGGAAGUUCUAAAAGAGUUGCUGAAGAAACGUGAUGAGAAUCAAAAUGAAGUGAACAUGAAGCACUUGAAUGCCCGAUGGUCUCAACUGCAGGAAGCGAAGGAGGCAAAGUUGGCACAGAUUCAGCACACACAUGUAGUAGCAAUCAGAAAACUUGCGGGAAAGGGAAGGAAUAUAGAAGGGAAGUUGGAGAGAAGAAAUAUCAUCAAGGAUUAUUCUGAUUAUGCAUCACAGGUCUAUGGACCUCUGUCUCGUCUUGGUCGUUUCCCUGACAACAAUUCAGAGGACUUUGUAGUAAAAAACUACUAUCUCAACACCUAUGAAGGAUUAGUUGAACUUGAGUCAAGUCUCCCAGAUUUUGUGACACACCCCCGAAUCAGACCUCCGAAGCCAAAAGUCACUACCACGAAAGCUGGUUUUCUCAAGAGGGCAGCAAGGAUGGACCAUGAAUUGGCAGAGGUUCAUAAGGCAAUAUUGGAUAAGAAGAAUAAAGUUCUUGAACCAAAGAAACUUCUGCGCUUCCUUCAAAGAAAGGCUGUACCUCAACCUCGGCUUCCAACGCCAACCUUGGAAAUGAGUUCCAAUGAAGAAGAAGAUAUAGAAAUGGCUGUGAUCUACCUUCAAAAGUUACUUCGGGGAAGAGUCAUUCAGAACAUGAUGUUUGAAGGCAAGGAAAAGCGACUGGAGUUGAUCCAGGAGCUACGCACCAGCCAUGCACUGCAAGAGGACGAUAGGCUGCUGAAGAAAGCCGAGAAGCAAGUGACGCUGGCCUUACAGCGGCAGAGAAACCUGCAUGAGCACAAGGUCUCACUGGUUGAAAACCAUUUGGCUGGACUGGAAGGAAGGGUGCUGGCAGACAUGUUUGACUUUCUGUCCAAAGAGCUGGUGAGACUACAGGAAGAGAGGAGGAUUCAUGCUUUUGCCAUGCUGGCCGAGAGGCAGCGGAGGAUGCGAGAAGCUGAAGAGAGUGGUCGACGCCAAGUGGAGCAAAGGCGCCUGCGGGAGGAGGACCAGAUAUUUAAGGAGGUGAUUAAAGUUCACCAAAGUACUAUAACUUCCUAUCUGGAAGACAUAAUACUGAAUACCGAAGAGAAUACUGCAGAAGAACAAGCCAGGGCAGAAAUUGAGAAGAUGGCUGAGGAAAUCAAUGACGUUGCUUAUGAAAUGGAGAGCCGUCGAACUCAGCUUCAGUCAGAGGAGAUUGUUGCUGAGUUGGUUUAUAGUUUCCUGAUCCCAGAGGUACAAAAGGAGUUUGUCAAAGAAAAAGUGAGGAAUGCACAGCAGAAGCAUAUCCUUGCGGCCCAUCAGAUCAUCCACGGGCACACAGAAGACAUGGUCAAGAAGAAUUUUGUUGAGCAAGAGCAAGAUGAAGAGGUCUCAGACACUGACAAGUCACCUGAGGAAGAUACUCAAAAUAAAGAAUAGCAGCUAAGAUUAUCUUUCCUAAAAGAAGCUGUGCAAAUCAUCAUAAAGAAUUCCUAUAUCUGUGCUUCUUCCAAGAUGUACAGCUCUUAUGGACUUGUCAAUGUGUAAUUCAUGAGGAAAGAUCUUUAUUUUCCAUAAACUUCCAAUAAUUUAAAAUGAUUUUCAGUAAUAAUAAUCAAAUGAAGGAGUUUAUUCUCUUUGGUGUUUCCCAGAUGCUCUACUUCAAGAGAAAAUUUUCUUAUGUUUCAUUUCAACAUUUUGUUAACUACGAGGAUAUUCUGGCUUAAUCAAACAAAAAGAAAUGUUACUGAAUAUUUCUUACAUAGUUUUGGCUUGAUAUUCAUGGUACAUUGACCUUAUCUGCUAAGUUUGAAAGCAUGCAUACUCCAUGACCUGGCAUUUCACCUCCUAGAUAUAUACUCAAUAGAAAUACAUGAGUAUAUGCAUCAACAGGCAUAACAAGAAUGUUCACAGCAGUACUUUUCUUUAUAGCUCCUCAACUAGAAACCCAAACAUUCAUUGACAUUGGAAUAAAAAAAUAAGCUAUGGUAUAUCAAUAUAAUGGCACAUCAACUUAACCUUGAGCUUUAGAUCUAAGAAUAUUUAUGCAACACCCCUAUAGAGAGGGUGCUGUUAGAGAGCAAUCUGCCCACCCUGUGUGUUGACAAACAUUAGGAUCCCUCCUCAUUUAAAGAUUGGUAAAUAGGAAACAAACAAACCCUAAAAACAAAAGUAUCAACAACAAAUCUACCUGAGCCCCAUGCAUGUUACUCUGAAAGCAGAAUAAAAGCCUAUCUUAGAAAAUGUCCUUCUAUAGGAAACAAGAAAAUCUUCAGAAGCUACCUGCUGGUGAUUUUAAUAGGAGGCAAAAAGAAAUGGCCUCAGGAAACUGAAGCAGAGAAUAAUAAGAGCAGAUGCCAACAGAGAGUUGCAGGCUGGAAAGAAAGGAAAACUGGCUAAUGUGAAAAAAAAUGCAAAAAGAUUUAAAAAUCCAGUGAAACACAUUUGGAUGCAGUUUAAAGAACAAAUUUCACAGCAGAGAAUAAAAGAGGUGAUGUUGCUAAUGAAAUUAAGUCAUCCAGUAUGGUUUGGGAAGGAUAAAGAGAUGAAAAUGACAAAGAGGUUAGCUCUGGAUGACCAAUCCUACAAGCAGUAGGAAAUCUUAAAGAAGAAACCAAGACAAAUAAAAUAGUUUUAAUAAAAGAUUUUCUGAGCUGAAAAAAUACUUGAUCAUACAACUUUGGAAAGGUUUACCUUGUAUUAGGAUAACUGUGAUCAAGGUAACUUUUCUUUGCCUGAGAAUCACUGACAAACAGAAAAGCACUACACAAUUAAUGAGGGAGUUGAGUUUUGUUCCUUUAAAAAUGCUAACCUGAUUGAGGUAAAAGUUAUUCACUUGUAAAAUAAAAAAUCAGGGACACAAGACAGAAUGAGAAGAAGCAAAUUAGGCAAUGGGAUAGAAAAUGGUGGCAGGGUGGGCUGUGGGGAGUGAAGGUGCUAUACUAUAGCAGGCAACAGCAGACUUAUUCUGUAAAGAGCCAGAUAGUAACUAUUUUAGGUUUUGUGGGUUAGUUUCUGUUGCAAUUACUCAACUCUGCCAUUAUAAGGUGAAAGCAGCAAUAGGUAACAUAUAGAAGGCACAUGGUUGUGCUCCAAUAAAACUUUACAAAAACUGACAGCAGCCAGAUUUGGCCCUUGAGCUGUACUUUGCCCAUCCCUGCUAUAUAGCAAUGAACUGAAGUUGAAAUCAAUACCUACUUUCAUAAAGUGUUUAAAGCAGCUUUUAAUAAAGAACAUAUAAUGAAACAAUAUUUUCUAUUUUCAAUUUUUUAAAAGAUUUAUUUAUUUAUUCAUGAUAGAUGUAGAGAGAGAAAGAGAGGCACAGGCACAGGAGGAGAGAGAAGCAGGCUCCAUGCCAGGAGCCUGACG
Molecule: messenger RNA, 4293 nt
Organism: Nyctereutes procyonoides (raccoon dog)
Lineage: Eukaryota; Metazoa; Chordata; Mammalia; Carnivora; Canidae
Gene: CFAP91
Product: cilia and flagella associated protein 91
Exons: 18
Coding region: 64-2364 (766 amino acids)
Source: RefSeq, a predicted model, not a curated record